Brienomyrus brachyistius is the source of this 4177-nucleotide messenger RNA. RefSeq names its product NACHT, LRR and PYD domains-containing protein 3-like. The transcript is spliced from 13 exons. The record is from RefSeq and is a predicted model, not a curated record. Lineage: Eukaryota; Metazoa; Chordata; Actinopteri; Osteoglossiformes; Mormyridae. Gene Ontology annotation, molecular function: protein binding. Bases 275 to 3844 code for a protein of 1189 amino acids.
AUGUCUUCUGAUGAAACAAACAAACAAAAUUGUAAAAUUAUGUGCUUAUGAUUUAAGUAUGUUCAAGAUUUAAGUGCUACUGUAGUACCGCGUUUUAUAUGUACAAAUAUAAUGAAUAAAGUGCCUUAUGAGAGAAUUAUAGUUGGCGGGGGGGGGCAGCUGGUCCCAUUAGUUUUAUUUAUUUAUAUUUAUUUACUUGUUAUUAAGUGACAUGGAUAAUAUCCCAAAAAGAUAAUCCGAGUCCAUUUCUGCUUAGACCGCUCCCGCGAUUGGUAUGAAGGUAUAUAACUAUUUCCUGCUGUGUGUAAAUAAAAAUGAAAGUAUUUUAAAGCUGGAGUCUCCAUUUUGUCAAGAAACACGGAUAAGAUUCUGGAAUAAUAUAAAGACAUUUUGUAUUGCAAGCAUCAGUCAUCUGGUCUGGAUCGGCACAGAAAUGGAGGGAGCUGCUACUGAAAUGACCCCCCCUGUGGAGUGUAAAACAAAGACAACUGGGAGUGUCCUGAUGGAGAGAGCAGGCUCACCUGUACACAGCUGUGUUUCCAUGAAGAGUGACUGGUCAAUGGCGGAACCAAUCAGCUUCAGAAAGGGACCUUUUCCUACAGAUCAAAGUGUCCUGAUGGAGAGAGCAGACUUACCUGUACCCAGCUGUGUUUCCAUGAAGAGUGACUGGUCAAUGGAGGCACCAAUCUUCUUCAGAGAGGGACCUUUUCCAUCAGAUCAAAGGGGCCGACUGAAAAGGUCUAAUUCACACCCACAUAAAGGAGACUUAUCGUCCAUCUUCAAGUUAUUGGAGAAAAAAGCUCAAAUAUAUCUGAAGGAUGAGCUGAUGAAAUUCCAAAGGUACCUGGAUCAGAAUGACCCAGAAUGCUCUGAGCCUCAGCUGGAGGAGGACAAUGACCUGGACAGUGAUGGUCAGAUACAGAAGACAUGUGGUAGAGAGGGAGCUCUGAAGAUCACACUGUACAUCCUGAGGACCAUGGAGCAAAAUGAUCUCGCGGACAUGCUGGAGAAGAGGCAUCUUCUGUUGCAAUGUCAGCGUAGAAUCAAAUGUAACCUGAAGCAAAAAUUUGAGUGUGUAUUUCAAGGGAAAGCUAAGGAAGGACAGCCAACACUUCUCAAAGAGAUUUACACAGAACUCUACAUAACUGAAGGGGGAGCUGGAGGAGUCAAUGAUGAACAUGAAGUGAGACAGAUUGAAGCAGCAUCCAAGAAAUGGGUAAAAGGAGAUACUACAGUCAAGUGCAAUGAUAUAUUUAAACCCUUUUGUGGGUGUGAGACACCUAUCAGAACUGUACUCACUAAAGGGGUGGCAGGUAUCGGGAAAACAGUCUCUGUGCAGAAAGUUAUUCUUGACUGGGCAGAAGGAAAAGCAAACCAGGACAUUCACUUCAUAUUUGCUCUUCCUUUCCGGGACCUGAAUUUGAUAAAGGAUGAAUACAGUCUGAUUAAUCUGCUUCACCACUUUCUCCCAGAACUGAAAUCAUUUAAAUUUACUGAGCUGUUUAGGUACAAAGUUUUGUUGAUCUUUGAUGGUCUGGAUGAGUGUCGCCUUCCUCUAGAUUUUCAGAACAAUGAGAGUUGGUUUGAUGUAACAAAAAAAACGUCACUGGAUGUGCUGUUGACUAACCUCAUUAAGGGGAAUCUGCUUCCAUCAGCUCUCCUCUGGAUAACCUCCCGGCCUGCAGCAGCCAAUCAGAUACCUCCUGAGUGUGUCCACCAGGUGACCGAGAUAAGAGGCUUCAAUGAUGCCCAGAAGGAGGAAUAUUUCAGGAAGAGAUUUAGUGAUCAGAGCCUGGCCAGCAGGAUUAUCACACAUGUGAAAUCAUCAAGGAGCCUCUUCAUCAUGUGCCACAUACCUGUGUUCUGCUGGAUUUCAGCCACUGUUCUUGAGAGUCUUUUUAGUGAGUCUGACAGUGGAGAAAUUCCAAGGACUCUGACUGAAAUGUACACACACUUCCUGAUCUUUCAGACAAGUUUAAAAAAUGACAAGUAUAUGGAAAAACAUAAAAUCAAGUUUAAUAAAUGGACUAAAUCUGGGAAUAAAUUCCUUUUAAAACUUGGUAAACUGGCUUUUCAUAACCUUGAGAAAGGGAAUCUUAUAUUUUACGAGAAAGAUCUAGAACAGAGUAAGCUUGAUGUGAGAGAAACUUCAGUUUACUCUGGAGUGUGCACAGAAGUCUUUAAAGAGGAGUACGGGUUGUACCAGGAGAAGGUGUACUGCUUUGUGCAUCUGAGCAUCCAGGAGUAUCUCGCUGCUUUAUACAAGUUUCUGUCAAACUCAUCAGCUAAUCAGCUGAAGACUGCAGUGGAUCAGGCAUUAGUGAGCAAGAAUGGGCACUUAGACCUCUACCUCCGCUUCCUCCUGGGCCUCUCGACAGACUCCAGUAAGAGUCUGUUAAAAAGGCUACUGGGCCAGACAGGAACCAGUUCACAUAAGAUUAAGGAAACAACCCAGUACAUCAAGGAGAAAAUUCAGGAGAAUUUAUCUGCAGAAAGGAUCAUCAACCUGUUCUACUGUCUGAACGAACUGGGUGACAAUUCUCUAGUAGAGGAGGUACAAAGAUACCUGAGUUCAGGAAGCCUUUCAGCAGCAGACCUCUCACCUGCACAGUGGUCAGCUCUGGCCUUUGUGUUACUGAUGUCAGAUCAGGAGCUGGAUGUGUUUGAUCUGAAGAAAUACAUCAGAUCAGAUGAAGGUCUUCAGAGGCUGCUGCCUGUGAUCAAGAAAUCUAGGACAGCUCUCCUGAACAGAUGUAGACUCACAGAGACAUGCUGUCAAGUGUUGGCUUCAGCUCUCAGAUCAAACUCCUCUCAGCUGAGUGAGCUGAACCUGAGUGACAAUAACCUGCAGGAUUCAGGGGUGAAGCUGCUCUAUGCUGGACUGGGGGAUUCGCACUGUAAACUGGAGAUACUGAGGCUGAACAGCUGUAGACUCACAGAGAAAUGCUGUGAAGUGUUGGCUUCAGCUCUCAGAUCAAACUCCUCUCAGCUGAGUGAGCUGGACCUGAGUAACAAUGACCUGCAGGAUUCAGGAGUGAAGCUGCUCUCUGCUGGACUGGGAGAUUCACACUGCAAACUGGGGAUACUGAGGCUGUCAGGCUGUAGAGUCACAGAAGACGGCUGUUCUUCCCUGGCUUCAGCUCUGAGGUCAAACCCCUCACACCUGAGAGAGCUGGACCUGAGCUACAAUCACCCAGGAGACUCAGGAGUGAAGCUGCUCUCUGCUCUACUGGAGGAUCCCAAAUGUAAACUAGAGAAACUGAAUGUGGACCACAGUGGAGAGUGCAGGACCAGACCAGGCUUACAGAAAUACGCCUGUCAACUGACGCUGGACCCCAACACAGCAAACAGAAGCCUGUCUCUGUCAGAGGGGAACAGGAAGGUGACAUGGGGGGCAAAGCAGCCCUAUCCUGAUCAUCCAGAGAGAUUUGACCGCUGGUACCAAGUUCUGUGCAGAGAGAGUCUGACUGGUCGCUGUUACUGGGAGGCUGAGUGGAGUGGACAUGGAGCCUGGAUAGCAGUGACUUAUAAAGGAAUUGGGAGGAAAGGAAGGAGUGAUGAUUGUCGGCUUGGAACCAAUAACAAGUCAUGGAGUCUGUUCUGUAUUCCUAUCAGUUACUCUGUCUGUCACAAUAAUAAACAGACUGUCAUACCCAUAAAGCCCUCAGGCUCCCGCAGAGUAGGAGUGUAUCUGGACUGGGGGGCUGGUGCUCUGUCCUUCUACAGAGUCUCCUCUGAUGGACUGACCCCCCUGUACAGAUUCACCUCCUCAUUCACUGAACCCCUCUAUCCAGGGUUUUGGGUGAAUUCAAACUCCUCAGUGUCGCUGUGCAUGCUGGGAUAGCUCACUGUGCUGGAGGAAUCAUUUUUACCUUAUCAGAGUCACAUGUCGCUGCUUCUCCAUGGCAAAAAGGUAAAAUCUCUGCUUUUUGAGCAGUAUAACCCUAUUUACUCUGUCUGAUGUGUGACAUAUGUUAGACAAAAAUAAAUGGGUUUGGCAAGCUGAACAAACACAGGAAAUGACAGUUUUUCUCUCUGAUUAAAAUGUAAUCCUGAUGAUUGGGGGGGGGGGGGGUUUCUCCCCCUAUAUGUACAUUUUAUAUGUUUCUGUCUAUAUAUAUUAUAUAUUGUAUUUGUUAUCAGUACACCGAUAAUAAAGGCUUCAUGUUGUAUCCUA